CGGUGAAGGGUGAGAAUGUGGCGCAUGCAGGAUGUCGUACGCCCAAUGGGGCGUGUGCUUGUGUGCGGUUUACGGUUCGAGAGUACGACAGUUCAGUCACCGAACCACAUUAGACCCUGCAGCAUGCGGUGCUUAUGUCCUCAUCUCUCUCGUGGGAACCGGAAGACGGGCUGUUGUUUAGUCCUCGUAGACGGAAGAUUGGGAGAGCAAAGAGAAUGCGUCUUCCAUGGGGAACUUUGGUGACCGCGGGUACGAGGGGAGCGCGUUGUGGUACAUGGCGGAGGACGGGUUUCCACGCGCGCUCGCACGUUGCUUUCUGGUCCUGCUCCCUUUCUGCCCUCCCCGCCUGCAUCCGGCUAGCUGCACCGAGAAAAAAAGGGGGAAGGUUGUCAAGUGGGCACCCGCGGCACGGUAACCUAGUACCGGCCGGGGGGUGGGAGUCGUGGUCGGUCGUGGCCCGGCUCUUGGGAGCUUGGGGUGUGUGCGCGGCUGUUAUUGUUUUCGGCAGACCUGCAUGCGAGAUAGUAGCGGUGAAGGGGGUCGGUGUACUGCAUGCUUGUCCGGGUCUUUUGCUGGGGGACAUCGAGGUCCCGCCUUUCUCGCCUGCUCUCCUAUCGUGUUGCGCAAAUCGAGCCGGCUCCCAAGAGGCAGAGAUGGACAAGAAAAAGAUGAGAAGAUGAAAGAAGCCAAACGAAACCCAUCCAAGUCACCUGGCGAAACCCUCGCGCGUCCCAAGUCCUAAGACAUGAAAUGAAAAGAGGUCGAGCGUAACAUG
Molecule: messenger RNA, 775 nt
Organism: Colletotrichum navitas
Lineage: Eukaryota; Fungi; Ascomycota; Sordariomycetes; Glomerellales; Glomerellaceae
Exons: 1
Coding region: 135-680 (181 amino acids)
Source: RefSeq, a predicted model, not a curated record